Molecule: messenger RNA, 1003 nt
Organism: Eriocheir sinensis (Chinese mitten crab)
Lineage: Eukaryota; Metazoa; Arthropoda; Malacostraca; Decapoda; Varunidae
Exons: 2
Coding region: 407-790 (127 amino acids)
Source: RefSeq, a predicted model, not a curated record
UAGGGUUUCAUGCUUCUCCCAGUAACGUAGCUACGGGGCACCCAGGGGAGGCCACGAUCCUCAAGAGAAACGUUUGGCCCCCCGGCACCCCUGAUGAGUAUAAGAAUGAAAGAAAAUGUUGAGUCAUACAGCAAGCAGGGGCUCUUUGUGGCGCUGGCACUCCGCAGAUGAGUUUGGCCCCAUCAAGGCGGCACCAUAGGCAGAGCCACGCCGCUGACUGUCCCUCGCCGUGUUUAGCGCGAGGAGAAGCAGGAACGAUGUUCCCUGCUUGUCCAUAUGCUCAUGAAACACGUGACAACUCCAAAACUGAGUGGAACUAAUCCAGCGGCGACUUGUGGGGACAUGUCAGGGGCGGCCAGCCACUCAGGCGUUGCAGCACUCGUGUCUUGCUUUCCAGGCUGGUCAGAUGGCGAGGCUCGUGGCCGCGUGGGCGGUGGCUUGGGCAGGAGUCUGCCUCACGGCGCCAGCGGAACUCACGAAGAUCCACGGCAGUCUGCUGAACGUUUGUACGACCAUGGGUCCGUCGCUGACCUACGAGCCGGUGAGCUACAAGCUGGCCGCUGCCUCGGAGGUCCUGUGUGCGGCGCUGUGCCUCGAGAAGGGCGCCCAAAGAUAUACUACAAGUGGCGCCUCCUGCACCCUGUACGGCGAGGCUCUCCUGGCGCCCUCAGCCGCCCACACCUUCCUCAGCUUCCCCUCGCCGGACGCGCUGGAGGAUGUGGCUACGGGCAAGCCGGCGUCUGGAAGCAGCGUACACAGGCAAGUGUUCCUGAGCAUGAUAAUACAUUGACGAUAGUUUUUGACAGCAUAAUUCAUACACAUAAGUGUUGCCAGACAAAUCUUGACAGCAUUUUGUUGACUCGUCUCAAAGAAGUCUUCUUGACAGUACUCCUAACUCAUUGGAAGUAUCUUAAAAGAUCUUUUCCUGAGGCACAAGUACACUUUGGCCGAACUGAGUUCACUGAGGGAAAAGGGGUGUGGCUCUCGGCCUCGGCCCCUCAAC